Suillus plorans is the source of this 824-nucleotide messenger RNA. RefSeq lists its product as uncharacterized. The record is from RefSeq and is a predicted model, not a curated record. Lineage: Eukaryota; Fungi; Basidiomycota; Agaricomycetes; Boletales; Suillaceae. The coding region runs from base 162 to 386 and encodes 74 amino acids. The transcript has a single exon.
GAGCGCUCAGCUCUGUUGAACUCCCACCACCAGCAGAGCUGUGCUGUUUUUUUCCACGGCUCGAUACUUGUUGAUUGUGGUUUGACUCUCCGUUGCACGCACUCACAUCGUUACAGUCGAGCUAAAAAUUUGAAGCACUUGGACUCUUUAUCGCGGUGAGUAUGUCGGCGUACGUGCUUACUAUCGGGGCAUGCCAAUUAUGUGCUUAUGCUGCUGACAGCAACUACGGUGGGUCUACUUGUAACCGGAUGAUGCAUGACAAAUUUAAAUCACUGAUCCAUCAUGCAUCAGAUCUCAGCCUUGAGCGACAUCACACGGGGCAAACUAGUAAAAUCAAUCAGCGAUAUCAGGGAGUUGAGGUGCAAGCGCCAUUACAAAUUAUUUAAAGUUGAGUUGAACAGUCCACUGUCAUUUGUCCCCGUACGAUAGGACCUCGACACGUCAUCCCAAACCACCUUCUAUGCCGCAGCUGGCAUCACAAAAAUACUAAAUCAGCUUCAGUGUUACCAGUGAUUGGCAUGAUCGUAGCUCUCCGCCCGGUAAGAAGUUCUCACAACACAGAUGGACAGCCAGUAUCAACACACUAGUCGUUCAUCUCAAAUUUCAAAUGGCAUCGUAGCUCCGAACGGUGCAUCAGCAUCUCUCAUCACAGGCCCCUCCAAGAUAACCACUAACCAGAGAGACAAAGGAUAAAGCCUAUGACUGGACAGAAAGAUUUGAAAGAACCAUCAAAUACAAAGAACAACGACCAAUUUUCCGGAUGCAAAGGUGUGGGCUGUGUCUCUAGCGUUGGAACGGGCACGGACUGCAAGGGAACCAAGGCC